AUGCGAGAGCUCAUUCCAAAGUCAACUGAAUUGAUCCUAUUUCGAUGGCAAGAGGGAAAAGCGUCGCCUCCAAGUGAUGGUGGUGAUGGCGGCGACAGGUACGGUGCUAAUGAGUUGUGCAUCAAAGCUACCAGGUGCGGCGGCGAUGCAAACGUUCUUACUUCUAUUAAGCGGUGUCUUGAGCUUUCGUCCAGGAUAGCUGUCGACCAGUGGCCAACUGACAGCUUUCUUGAGUUGCUAGGCUUGUGUGUGGAGCGGGUGAAAACGCCUCCCGAUCUCUGUUAUACGCCGUUGGGAUUCUGCAUCGAGUCAGUGAUUUGUCUUCUCACAGACACGAGGCUGUCUCUCUGGCAUCGUGAGCAGUCCAAGAGCUUACAAAUCUGUGCAUUAACAUGGCACAUGACUUUGGGCCAAUAUUACCGGGAAAGACCGGACUUCGAGACCAUAAUAUUCAAGGAGUUGCUAUUUUUGGCGCUCCUUGUAGGUCAGAGCACGGUUGGCGCACGUAUCAGUACUCCUGACGCCCCUAGAAUGACCAGACAUCUCAAGAACGAGCUAAUUAACGGUCGACGGCAAAUUACCGAGUGGCCUGAAAAGAAGAUGAUUACCGAUCACGCAGCGAAUUGUACUAAUGACGGAGACUUGCCUGCGCCAUGGGAUCGCUCGAAGGCAGUACGUUUAAGGGAGGACUUCGACAUGCUCCUUCGCGCUGUAGAGGAAAUGAAACCUCCAGAGGACGGAGAUGACAUGGUAGAAGAAUGUCAUGAUGUGCCUAGCAGGAAAGAUGCAUUUGAAAACGUACGAGACAAAUACGCACUGAAUGUGGCACAAACUGAGUUCGAAGAAGCCUCGCUCUGCUUGCCUUUGAAGCCAUGUUCGAUUUGCCCGCUAAAAAGGAUGUCCUCGUCCCAACUCUCCAGGGUCUUGAAGAUGCAACUGAUACGGGCGACUGGACAGAAGCAUAUAAUCUCCAUUCCAAGCUUCUAA
Aspergillus alliaceus is the source of this 987-nucleotide messenger RNA. RefSeq lists its product as uncharacterized. Lineage: Eukaryota; Fungi; Ascomycota; Eurotiomycetes; Eurotiales; Aspergillaceae. The transcript has a single exon. The record is from RefSeq and is a predicted model, not a curated record. The coding region runs from base 1 to 987 and encodes 328 amino acids.